Dunckerocampus dactyliophorus (ringed pipefish) is the source of this 1668-nucleotide messenger RNA. RefSeq names its product guanylin-like. The record is from RefSeq and is a predicted model, not a curated record. The transcript is spliced from 3 exons. NCBI's taxonomy places the organism in Eukaryota, Metazoa, Chordata, Actinopteri, Syngnathiformes, Syngnathidae. Bases 1277 to 1603 code for a protein of 108 amino acids. Gene Ontology annotation, molecular function: guanylate cyclase activator activity. Gene Ontology annotation, cellular component: extracellular region.
AUCUGGCCUUCUGGUAUGUAAACAUUAGGGUUUGUGAACGAUAAACCGAUGCGAGAAGGGCGCAAAAACUUGAGCAGCCGGACCAACGGAGGCGAGUAUGGUAACUUUCUUGCUUUGUAACUUGUUCACUUUCAAAUGUUGCACCUUUGUUACCUACCUGGAGUUACUAUUGUUAUGAUAUUUUGAGUAUGGGAUCGUUUACUUUUCCAAGCUAACACCCAUGUGACAAAUACUUCUAUGUACUCAUCUGUGCUUGGAAGAGAUGUAUCAUUAUUUAAGGGGCUUUGCACUAGGUUGGACUACUAGGUUGGACACAAGAAAUUCUUAAGUGACUCACACGUAUUUCACUCCUCUGACGGUGCGUCUUUGUCCAGGCGCCGUUUUUGUUUCCUUGUUAAAGCAAAUUGCUCCCGUCGUCGUAUUUUCCUCCUCCUCAUCAUCCUCCGUGAGCCAAAGAUUCAUUUAUUCCGUAAUGUCUACCUUCCUUCAGCAUGUCCAGAAGUCCAUGACUCAGCAGGAGACACGACAGGGCGGCACGGAGAUUGACAAUGAUCUACAGCCAAUCAGGGCGCAGAAGAUAAUGGACGGUGCAGACAGAAGAGAGAGAAAAGAGAGAGAGAACCUCUGCUAAGCACGGAACUACAACACUCAACUUCCCACAAUGUAAUUCUUCUUAAAGAGCCAGGCUCGCCUUGUAACAGCGUUCAUACGCUAUAAAAAAGAAAAAGCACUACAAUUUCAUUUAAAAAAACAGCAAAAAAGUCCGCAAAAGGUGAACCGCGGUGAAGCGAGGGAACACUGUAUCUAGAUUCGAGUCGAAACGUCUGUCACAAAGAGAUUUACAUCCCUCGUAAGCGUUAUCUCAAUGCUGGUCUGCUUCUCAAGUGUAUAAAUCUUAAAUCUGCUAUAAAUGUGUUUCUUCAUUUUCAUGUGGAAGUAAAAUAAAUGACCUACAUGGUUCACUUCCCCAAUCUGGCUUGGUUGUGACGAAUAUCUGUGAGCGGUGACAUUUAUAAGGUCCACUCUGCUGCAUUAGUUAGGGAGCAAAAGUCAACAGUGCGACAUCCCAUUGAUGGAGAAAACACACACAGAGACGCCAUAAAGACAUUAGUUUUACAUUUUAAACAAAUAAAAAUAGAGGAUCUGAAGAGCCAUGCACACACCUUCACUCCUGUGGUCCACCUGCUCAUAAAUCAGGAGUUACUCGUCCUUCAAGGCUCACCCUAUAUAAGCAUCAGAGCAGCCCUGCAAGCGCUACAAGCAUCGUCGCCUCACCAUGAAAAGUGUCCUGGCGUUUGUGUUGCUGCUGUGUGCGUGCGGAAGAAGCCUGGGUGUUCAGGUCAAGGAUGGAGACAGGAGCUUCCCCUUGCAAGCAGUGAAGCAGCUGAAGGCGCUGAUGGAUGUCGACCAGCACGCCAGCCCUCACCUCGCCCAGACCAGUGCGGCGGCCGUGUGUGACAACCCCGUCCUGCCGCAGGUCUUCCACCCCGUGUGCCUAGGCCAAGGGGCCGCCAUGGUGUUCUCCAGGCUAGUGAAUGUCCUCAUGUCUUCAGACCCCUGUGAGAUAUGUGCCAACCCUUCCUGCUUUGGCUGCCUGCACUGAGCCAUUUUUUGUGUUUUUUUUGUUUUUAAAUAAAUGCCUCCUGAAAACCUCUGCUGCGCUCCACC